AUUUUUUAGAGAGAGAGAGGAAGAAAAAGGGAAGAGACAAGGAAAACAGAGAGAGAGGGGGAGGAGAGGGCGAAGCCUCGUUCUCCACAUCUGUAUUUGCUUUGCUCUCCCGUCCUUCCAUUUCUCUCUCGCUGCCAACGAGAGAAGACAAAAAAUAUAACGGCGAGGCGGCUGUUGUAUCUUCUACUAGGUGAAGGUAGAGGGGUUUUUGAGGUGGAGAGCAAUGGCUGGGUCUGUUAGCGAGGAGAAUGGAGGAGGGAGAUCUUCGGAUAUGAUCUCAGGCGGCCAGAGAUGCCCGUCUGGUGACUCCCUCUCGGAAUGGAGAUCGUGUGAGCAGGUGGAGAACGGGACCCCGUCUACCUCUCCGCCGUAUUGGGACACAGAUGACGACGAUGAUUGCGGGCCAAAACCAUCUGAGUUAUAUGGGAAAUUUACCUGGAAGAUUGAAAAUUUUUCACAAAUAAACAAAAGAGAGCUCCGAAGUAAUGCGUUUGAGGUUGGUGGAUAUAAAUGGUAUAUCUUAGUUUACCCUCAGGGUUGUGAUGUGUGUAACCAUCUCUCUUUAUUCCUUUGUGUUGCUAAUCAUGACAAACUUCUUCCAGGAUGGAGUCACUUUGCACAGUUUACAAUAGCUGUUGUGAAUAAAGAUCCAAAGAAGUCUAAGUAUUCCGAUACUCUGCACCGGUUUUGGAAGAAAGAACAUGACUGGGGCUGGAAAAAGUUCAUGGAGUUAUCAAAAGUGUUUGAUGGGUUCAUUGUGGGUGAUACACUUGUAAUAAAGGCACAGGUUCAAGUUAUUAGAGAGAAGUCAGAUCGUCCUUUCCGCUGUCUUGACUGUCAAUAUAGACGGGAACUUGUGCGAGUAUAUCUGACAAAUGUUGAGGGAAUUUGCCGUCGGUUUGUUGAAGAGAGGAGGACUAAACUUGGGAAACUGAUUGAAGACCAACCUAGAUGGUCAAGCUUCUGUGCGUUUUGGUUAGGAAUGGACCAUAAUGCUAGACGUCGAAUGUCCAGAGAGAAAAAUGAUACCAUCUUGAAGCAUGUUGUUAAACAAUUCUUCAUAGAGAAGGAAGUCACCUCAACACUGGUCAUGGAUUCUCUCUACAGUGGUCUGAAGGCUCUUGAAAGCCAAAGUUCAAACCAAAAGUUGAGAGUAAAAUUGAUAGAACUGGAGGAAUCAUCUCCUCCAAUUGUUCGUGUUGAAAAGGAUAUGUUUGUGUUGGCUGAUGAUGUGUUGGAGUUGCUUGAGAGGGCUGCAGCAGAAUCUUUACCUCCACUGAAGGAUGACAAAGGUCCUCAAAAUCGAACAAAGGAAGGAAAUUCUGGAGAGGACUUCAACAAAGACUCAAUUGAACGUGAUGAAAGACGCCUUACAGAACUUGGACGAAGGACCAUAGAAAUAUUUGUGGUGACCCAAAUAUACAGCAAUAAGAUUGAAGUUGCUUAUCAGGAGGCUGUUGCUUUGAAGAGGCAAGAGGAACUUAUCCGUGAGGAGGAGGCAGCAUGGCAAGCUGGAAACAAUCUCAAGUCAAAGCGUGGAGCUGCUGACAAAGAAAAACGAGCUAAGAAAAAGCAGGCUAAACAAAAGCGGGGAAAUCGCAAAAAGGAUAAAGCCAAGGAUGAGAAGUCUAGUACCUCGCUUCAUGAUAAGCACCAGAGAGAUGGACUCUUAGAGGAAAGGGCCCUUGAGGAUUUCUCUCUGAAGGAGCAGUCUCUCCUUGAUAAAUGUGAUCUACAGGAAGGGGAGGUGUCUGGUGUGUCAGACACAGGGGAAGAUACUAUUGAAGCUUGCCAACCAGAUCUGGAAGACAGAGAUUCUAGUCCUGUUAAUUGGGACACGGAUGCAUCAGAAAUACAUCCACCAACAGAAGCUAGUAGCUCAGCAACGAGCACUCACCCUGUAGAAAAUGGAAAAGCCAAGAGGACAUCAAUGGAUGACAGCUCUUCAACCUGUUCUACUGAUUCUGUUCCCCCUCUUGUGAAUGGCCCGCACAAAGGACAUGCCUUGCCUGGGAACUGCAGUCAAACAACAUCAAUCAGAGGAAAGAACCAGCAGAACAGAGGAAACAAUGAUCAGAGUGCUUGGACCCAUGACACUGAUAGUCAGUCUUUGGACUCUGCCCCAGAUUCUGUGCUGGUGUGCGAUUCUGGUAGCACUUGUGAUAGCACUGGACCUGAACCAGAUUCCAUCCUGUCCCUGAAGGAUCGGAUUCAGUGGCCAGAGAAUCACGUAGUUGAGAAGGAAGUAGUUUCAUCACAGGGGAGAAUGAGUGGCCAAGACGAUAUUGUUCUUGACAGACCUUCAAAACAAUCAUGUGAGCCAGCCGAUGAAGUCCCUUCCUCAUCUGCCAGUUCACCUGUUACAAAGAGUAUUUCAACUUCAGCUAGGGAAUUAAGUAGCCUAACUUUGGUUGAACCAGGUCCCAUUAGGAGUUCAUCUGCAAAUAGCCCGGUGGAGAAAUCUGUGCUACUCCUAACCAGAUCCCCUCAUUCAUUCCCAUCAAUAUCCCAACCUGAUGCUCAAAAAUCCAUUCGCACCAUAAAGUUCCCAAGUCACCAUGACACCCCAACAGAAUCAACCACAACUGAUGCACAAAACACAUUGUCAAGGCCAUCUAGUACCCAUAUAGUUGCUGGUCCAAGACCAACUACUCCGGGAUUAGCCAUCGCUCAAUCUUCACCAUCACUUGCUCGCUCAGCCAGUGCAGCAGGAAGGUUAACCACCAGUUCCGAUCAACUGCCAUCCACUUCAUCUGGCGUUGCUUAUCAAUCAUAUAGAAAUGCUAUGAUGAACAUCAAUAAAGGGAAAAGUUCAGGCAUUCCCAGUUAUACCUCCUCCUCUUAUUCCAUUGCAAAUGCAGCUCCUUAUUCACCAUUACUCUCUUCAGCCUUACCAUUAACAUCACCAUCUUCAUCAACAGCAGCAACAUCAUCACCAUCCACUGCUACUGCUUCAUUGCUAUCUCAUAGUGCUUUUGCAAGGGAGUCUGGAAACUCUGUGGAAACUAGUGGAUGUCCAGGUUUUACAUUUGGUACCGUGACGCCAGAGAUAUUACAGAAGCCUUAUCAAUCAGGGUUACUUGAAGAGGAGCCUAAUUCAUUUGCAUGGGUAGAUGGACGUGCACUACACGAAGGUGGAAACAGUCUCUUCUGUGAGCCAUAUUUCCAGAAGGACAGGCCGAGCUUGGAUGUUUAUGCCUCUCGUAACAGAAGACAUGUUCCUCUGCUUGACUCUCAAGAUGAAUUUCCCCAUCUUGAUAUUAUAAAUUACCUGCUUGAUGAGGAACAUGUCAUUGGUAAAACGACAACAGCUAGUGCCAUGCUGCACAACCCAGGUCACGUUUUCAGUAGGCAAUUUACAUUUCCUGGAAUGCAGAGUGUCGGUCGUGGAAGUGAAAUGGGAAUGAUGGGCACGGUUAGUUCUUCAAGUGGCUGCCGAUUUGAGAGCUCAGUGGGGUAUCCUGAGGACAGUCUCCAGCAUACAUAUGGUUCAAGAGUUGCUCCUUAUGAUGCACGAAGAGAGGUGUAUGACAUGGUAACGUCUCCAUACGUGUUGCAGCAGACCGAACAACCAGAUAGCUUCUUGAGCAUUAACCAACAGGGGCAGCGUCAGUGGUCUGCAGAUUCUGCCGAUAAUUCAUUGUUAAGAAACUCUGAGAUGUUUCAGUUGCCCAUUUCAGACUAUGCCAACUUGGGUCAUGGCAAUGGGCUUAAUGGGUAUGUUGCAUUCAAGCCACCCAGCGGUCGCUGAAAGCUGUUUAGUUGCUCGCAAUCUUGUUUCGGCUGCAGCCCCUUCCAAAUAAUGUAUCUGGGCUGUUGUCUAGUGAAAUUGAGGUGUAAUCCUUUUGGCUUCAACACUUUGUAAAUUGAUUCUCAAUUUGCUUCGUAAUUGCAUUCUUCUCUUGUUGAGUUUCUCUGC
Molecule: messenger RNA, 3919 nt
Organism: Nymphaea colorata (pocket water lily)
Lineage: Eukaryota; Viridiplantae; Streptophyta; Magnoliopsida; Nymphaeales; Nymphaeaceae
Product: TNF receptor-associated factor homolog 1b-like
Exons: 13
Coding region: 224-3751 (1175 amino acids)
Molecular function (GO): protein binding
Source: RefSeq, a predicted model, not a curated record